Onthophagus taurus is the source of this 1181-nucleotide messenger RNA. The record is from RefSeq and is a predicted model, not a curated record. Lineage: Eukaryota; Metazoa; Arthropoda; Insecta; Coleoptera; Scarabaeidae.
AAUUGAAUUUUUAAAUCAACGAAAAAACCCCUUUUUUAUGAUGAUAGCCCCCCCAGCUUGUCACAGCCCUUUCCAACCAGCCCCACGUCAUAUCGGAGCUUUUAAAGGAACGAAAGCUUUAAAAACGCCUAAUUUUAAUUACUCAUCUCACGAUAAACAUUGGAUCGUUGAAAUGAACCCGAAUUAUUUACCGACGAAUAUAACAAGUUUAGAUCGAAUUCAACAACUCAGAAUGGAAACUUUGUUAUCCGUUGAUGAAAUGGUUGAGCGGCUAAUAAAAAAAUUAAUUGAUUUAAAAAUUUUAAACGAAACUUACAUCAUUUUUACCUCAGAUAAUGGUUUUCAUAUCGGGCAGUUUACUCAACCUUGGGAUAAGAGGCAACCGUACGAAACGGAUGUUAAAGUCCCCUUUUUCAUUAAAGGGCCCAAAAUUCGAUCGAAAUCUUUGGAAAAUCGACCGAUUUCGACCAUCGAUGUGUUACCAACGAUUUUAGAUUUAGCCUCGAUCGAAAUUCCGGGAGAUAUCGAUGGAGUUUCGUUUAAACAAUAUUUAUUUAACCCUGGCGAUUCUAAAAAGCCUUUUUUUGAUGAUAAAAAUAUGAAUGAUUACGUUUUUUUGGAGUAUUUCGGCGAAGGAGGAGAAAGUGUUGAUGAAAAUUGUUUCAUUUCAUCGCCGAGAGAUGUCGCUGAGUGUUCGUUGGAAAAUUGGUGUAAAUGUCAAGAUUCGAAAAAUAAUACUUUUACUUGCGUUAAGAUUUUUGGGAAAUACGAGGAUUUUAAAUAUUGUCAGUUUAAAGAUGAUUUGGGGUUUAUUGAAGCUUACGAUUUAAUGCUAGAUCCUUAUGAACUUAAAAAUGUUUAUACUCAACUUAAAACGGAUCAAAUUAAUUAUUACAAUCACCUUUUAAAUCGAUUCAAAAAUAAAAUAAAUUAGUUAUUUAACACCACAUAUUCUUUCCUUUUCAACCCUACUCAUUCCAGAUCUAACCUGAUAGGUUGGCGAUCUGCUUGUGUAGUUGUAGCUGUAAUCACUAUCUGUACCCUACAAAGAUGGGAAGACACUUGAAAACAUGGAGAAUCCCGGGAAUAGAGGAGGCCAAUCAAAUUAAUCACGCCCGUUGUAUCGAUCAAAUAUACAUAAGAGAAGAGCAAGAGAUCGAAAAUAAUGGCAGUUAGACAAA